Molecule: messenger RNA, 744 nt
Organism: Ectocarpus sp. CCAP 1310/34
Lineage: Eukaryota; Phaeophyceae; Ectocarpales; Ectocarpaceae
Source: the annotation of a GenBank genome assembly
AUGUUGCAGGCAAUUAAUACCUUGCUUCACCGCGUCAUGUGGCGCUACACCAAGGCCCACAUGCAGUCGACACGCGAGGACCUGUCCGAGGGGCAACUGGUCGGCGAGGACCGGCUUCACGAGGACUUCCUCGCGCAGAUCGGCACACUCGAGAGCGUCGUGUGCAAGUGCACGAGGAAAGCGAGGGCGUGGGGGAGGCUUUCCAACGGCGGGUACAGCUCCACAAACGCGAAGGCAUUCCAGGAAGGAUUCUGGUACUCCAUGCUCCAGUUCAUGACGGGCCCGCGUCGCCACGCCUCCGGGAUCCUGACCAUCCCCAAGUCGGACUUCGGGAACCCCAAGAUCAUGCGCUUCCUGUCCCCAUACGUCGGCGGCAACGACAACCUGGUCGUGGAGGAGACCCCGGCCGAAGACGUGGAGAGCAGGUUUUUUGUCGCGUUCGGCAGGCCCAAGAUCGCCGGUCCCGCGAUCAAGAGGACCCUGAAGACCGUGGGGUUUACCGUCUCCGACCGGCAAUCACAACGCGCGAAGAAGCGCAUCGCGACCGCGUCUAAGGAGGAUGAAGCGGGUGCCAUUUCGCGUCUUCCAUCCCUUUUCGAAGGGAUCGAGCGCGAUUGUCCGGGUUCGGUCGCCACCGUCGAGAUGAGUCCCGACAACCGGUUCGUCAGGAGCUGCUUGAUGCUGGGUAAGGCCGCCUACGUCGCCGCGCACAGUGUCCCCAAGGCGAGUGCAUCUCUUUCGUGA